AUGGACGGCCGCUUGCUCGAGGCUGUCAGACACAAGGCCAGGCUGGAGGAGAUCCGCCGCCUGGUCGAGGACGAGGCUAACCCAUGCGAUCUCACAGCGACGGACAACUACGGCAAGACGGCCCUCCAGUGCGCCCUCGAGCUGCAACACGGCGAUACCUGCGCAUACCUUGCCGAAAAGAUGGUUGAAAAGGGCCGUCGUCUGCCCGUCGCGCUGCCGGCAGCCGUGGUUGACUGGGCCGGUAGGGAGCCGUGGUUCCCGAUGCUGCAACAGGCACUGGCUGACGGCGCCAGCGGGAACGGCGGGAGCUGGAGCAGGACGACCAGCUUGACGAGGGAGGGCUAUACGGCGCUGCUGGCAUGGUUGGCGGCCGCGCUGGGGCUGCCGGAGACCAUCAUGGCGCGCAUCUUGGACGAGGCUGAGUUCUGGGUGGCCUCCUCUGCGCGGCGGGAGCGAGAGCUUUAUUUCACCGAGAACGACAGGAUCAGGCCGUACGUUGAGGUCGAGUAUCCAGCGCUGCAGGGUUACCUGCGCAGGAUAGAUAUCCUUACUGUGUCUCACGAUCAAGGCUGGUGCUCGCAGGGCGUGCGCGACUCCUACGAUGGAUCGUAUACCUGGUUCGAGAUCAGAGUCCUUCGAGACGACCCAGAACAAGUCUACGAAAGCCACGAAGGCGAGGGGCUCAUGCUGCAGCCAAACGUAUGUGCCCAGCGACGGACACGGACUCACUACAACCAGAUCCGGCCACGAGAUGCAAGGCUGGCUGCUUGGAUGGCCGCCGUCGGGCCUGGGCACCGUAUUGCCGUUUUCCCGCGGGCACUCUACCAAGGCUGGAUAAACUACGUCGAAUGCAUAGAGUUGAAGCUGUGGUAUGCCCAGUGGCAUGUCUAG
Molecule: messenger RNA, 891 nt
Organism: Trichophyton benhamiae CBS 112371
Lineage: Eukaryota; Fungi; Ascomycota; Eurotiomycetes; Onygenales; Arthrodermataceae
Exons: 2
Coding region: 1-891 (296 amino acids)
Source: RefSeq, a predicted model, not a curated record